AUGGAUCCUCUCAGCUUACACCGUGCUCGGACUCGUUCGCGAAUCCUCAACCUCUUCUUCUGCGCGAGCGCGGACCGAAACGUCCCGCUUCUUCGUUACGGCCUGGCGUCUGACUUCCGCUACGACGUGGCGCCGCCCUGCUCCAACAAACCUUCACUGGACAGGGAUGGCUUCACCCGCCGCCUCAAUCGCUUCUUCGAGGCGUUUAGCACCUUCCGCCUGAUCGGAGAGACCGUCUACCAAGACCACGAUCGCGGCGUCAUCAUCGCCAUCACCCGUAUCGAAGGGACCCUGCGCCAGCCCUUCGAAGGAUCGCGUGAGUGGCGGAGUGACAGUGUCAUGGUCGUGAAGUUCAACGACAACGGCACGCGGAUCACGGCUAUACGGGAGUUUGUCGACGCCGCAAGAGUCGACAAACUAGUCUUAAAGGCUGGGGGCGACGACGGCAACCGCUACAGUGAGGACGACAGUGAGGACGACAGUGACGGCCAUAGCGACGAUGACAACGACGGCGACGACCACCACGGCACCCUCCUGGGGGGCAACCGUGGCGUCGCAAGCGGAUGGGCGGGCAAGGCAGCCUGGGCACUGGCGUACACUUUCCUGGCAGCUGGUGCCAGUGUCCUCGUGGCGGAGCGAGUCCUGAAAGCCUGGCUAGUCGCACAGAUCCGGCUUAACUUCAAGGACUUCGGGUUCUGA
Messenger RNA from Thermothielavioides terrestris NRRL 8126, 699 nucleotides. RefSeq lists its product as uncharacterized. The record is from RefSeq and is a predicted model, not a curated record. The coding region runs from base 1 to 699 and encodes 232 amino acids. NCBI's taxonomy places the organism in Eukaryota, Fungi, Ascomycota, Sordariomycetes, Sordariales, Chaetomiaceae. The transcript has a single exon.